Molecule: messenger RNA, 1689 nt
Organism: Penicillium daleae
Lineage: Eukaryota; Fungi; Ascomycota; Eurotiomycetes; Eurotiales; Aspergillaceae
Product: nucleobase cation symporter-1 family protein
Exons: 1
Coding region: 1-1689 (562 amino acids)
Biological process (GO): transmembrane transport; nucleobase transport
Cellular component (GO): plasma membrane
Molecular function (GO): nucleobase transmembrane transporter activity
Source: RefSeq, a predicted model, not a curated record
AUGGGCCUCCUUCCAGAGAAAACACGGCUGCGGGCCCGCAUGACGCAUCUGUCGGCCUGGGAACUCGAGAAACACGAGUCGACGCUUGCUCCACCAGAUGUCUGGACCAACAAAGAUAUGGAUCCAGUGCCUCCGAAGUACCAGACCUGGACUAUCUGGACAUGGAUUGCCUAUUGGGCAUCGGACUGCAUUAACGUUGGCACUUGGGAGACGGCGGCAAGCGUCAUCAGCGUUGGCUUGACCUGGCGAGAGGUCAUUCCCAUCAUGUUCGUCUCGUGCGUCUGCACUGCCGUACCUCUGCUGGGCAAUGGAGCGCUGGGUGCCAAAUUUCACAUCCCAUUUGCUGUGGCUGUGAGAUCGGGAUACGGAUUCAAUCUAGCGUAUUUUGCCAUAUUAUCACGAGCCGUUAUGGGUACCUUCUGGUUGGGUGUCCAGUCCGUCAAUGGAUCAUAUUCUCUCACCGUCAUGCUCUGCGCCAUCUGGCCUUCGUAUAAGGACCUCCCAAACCAUCUCCCAGCGUCCGCUGGAAUCACCACUCAAGGCAUGUGCAGCUACGUGCUGUUCUGGUGCUUGCAGUUGCCAUUUCUGCUUAUUCCACCCACCCGUCUCCGAUGGAUGUUCCUAACGAAAAUGAUUGUGGCUCCUCUCACGGCAUUGGCUACUAUGGCCUGGGCCAUUCACGCUGCUGGAGGUAGUGGUACGAUCUUCACCCUUCCAGAGACCGUAUAUGGCAACGAACGCCCCUGGUUAUGGUUGAACGCAAUGACAGCGGUUACUGGAAACUGGGCAACCCUUUCUUGCAACAUGCCCGAUUUCUCACGCUAUGCUAAGUCGCGCGAGCGCCAGUAUCUUCAAAUUCCCAUUCUACCUAUCAUCUUCACCUCGUGCGGUGUGAUCAGUAUCAUCACCACGUCGGCCACCAAGGUAAUUUACGGCGAAUAUUUGUGGAAUCCGCUAGAUAUCACAAGCCGAUGGCUGGAGAACGGCGCUGGCGGCCGUGCAGCGGCAUUUUUUGCCGCACUGAGUUGGUACAUUGCGCAGGUGGGCACGAAUAUCACCGCCAAUUGCAUCUCUGCUGCCAACGACUUUACGGUCAUCUCCCCGCGCUGGAUCAACAUCCGACGCGGCUGCAUCCUUGCGGCGGUGGUUGGCGGAUGGGUAAUCGUCCCGUGGAAGAUUCUGGCGUCUGCACAGACCUUCCUUAAUGCUAUGUCUUCGUACGCUAUCAUCCUUGCGCCCAUCGCCGGCAUUCUAUUCUCAGACUACUGGAUCGUCAAGGGUCGAAAAUUCGAUGUACCUGCGCUGUAUGACCCGAAGGGGAGAUACCGUUACCCACUGGGAAUCAACUGGCGUGCGUUGAUAGCGCUGUUCACCGCGGUCGGACCAACUCUCCCCGGUCUCAUUAACAAUAUUAAUCCCGAAAUCAACAACAUCUCAGUCGGCGCGAAACAUCUCUAUGAUUUUGGCUGGCUGUUUGCGUUCUGGAUGUCUGUGUUUGUCUACGCAGGGCUUAGCAAGCUCUUCCCAGCGAAGGAGACACUUAUUCCAAGAUCGAUUUGGACAUUAGAAUCAGACUUGGACCGCUCAUCGGAACAUAUUGAUGGACUAGAGGUGGUGGACGUGGGGAAUAGUGCUGUACUUACCGGUCUGGUUGAUGUUGAGGGCGGAAAGAAACAGUUACUGUAUUAG